Oncorhynchus gorbuscha (pink salmon) is the source of this 2924-nucleotide messenger RNA. Its product is annotated as DNA topoisomerase I, mitochondrial-like. The record is from RefSeq and is a predicted model, not a curated record. The transcript is spliced from 23 exons. Lineage: Eukaryota; Metazoa; Chordata; Actinopteri; Salmoniformes; Salmonidae. Gene Ontology annotation, cellular component: chromosome; nucleolus. Gene Ontology annotation, biological process: DNA replication; DNA topological change; chromosome segregation. Gene Ontology annotation, molecular function: DNA binding; DNA topoisomerase type I (single strand cut, ATP-independent) activity. The coding region runs from base 146 to 2668 and encodes 840 amino acids.
GGUCGCUUUUGGUACUUGAAAACUUUCAGGUGUCAUGAGUUCUCAAUCUCAUCGAGAGUGUAAUGGACACGAUUGUGAAUUGAGAACACGGACAACUCUGUUUACAGACUUAAUUAUUAACGCUACCUACGGUCGAAUUUGAGUUAUGAAACUGGAAGACAAUGAAGGGCAUGGAGGAGCAGAAACAUCCAGCAGGAAAAGAACAGCAUCAGAGUCUAAGAUUGAUGAGAGCCCAACAGACAGGAAGAGGAGUAAGGAUGGGGAAAGGGACAAAAAAGAGGAAACCGAGCUGAAGCACAAGGCGAAACACUCCAGUUCUAAGCAUCCUCGUAAACCUCUGCAGGAGCCGAAGAUCACAAGUUCUGGGGGCUUAAAAGCUGUCUCGGAGAACGACCAUGCAGAUGUGAAGACCAAAAGUGUAGCCACGGAUGCAUCACUACCUUCAGAAAAGAAGGUUGACUUAAACAACAAUGUCUCUGCCAAGCACACGGAAUCACAUGAGAGGAAAGUGACCAAGACUGAGUUACAGGAAGUUGACUUGUUUGCACCAAUUGAGCAUUCAGAUAUGGAGAGGUCUGACAAAAAAUCCAAGAAAACUGGGGAUUCACAAAAAGAUAACAAACACAAGCACAAAUCUAAAAGUAGCAAAAAGGGACACCACGGGACAGACGAGAGAAAAGUUGGGGAAAUAUCAGCUAACAGUUCCGAUGGCAACUCUAAAAAGAGGAAGAGCAAAGAUUCACGUGAAACUGAUGUUCUACCGACAGGUGACAGUAAAAAAGAAACUGGCGUAAAAAAGGAGAAUGCCAAGAAAGAAAGGGAGAAAAAAGAUAGAAGUGGUAAAGACACAAAGACAUCCGAUGAAAAGAAACGUAAAAAUAAGCCAGAGGGAAAAGAAGAAUCUAAGAAGAAGAAAAAAGAUGGAGAUGAUGGGAAGACCAAGAAGGGUGGGAAAAAAGAAGGGGAGGACAGUACAUGGAAAUGGUGGGAGGAAUGUAAUUCCAACAACGGGAACAAAUGGACCACGUUGGAACACAAAGGUCCACUUUUCCCACCAGAAUACGAACCAUUACCAAAUAACGUGUCUUUCUUUUACAAUGGGAACCCUGUAAAACUGACUUUGCCUGCUGAGGAGGUAGCCACGUUUUACGCCAAGAUGCUGGACCAUGAGUACACAACCAAGAGUUCCUUCCAGGAGAACUUCUUCACCGACUGGAGAGAGGAAAUGUCAGUAGAGGAGAGGGAACAGAUCAAGAAGUUGUCGAAGUGUGAUUUCACACACAUCAACAAGUACUUCCUGGAUAAGUCUGAGGAGAAGAAGGCUAUGACAAAAGAACAGAAACAGGUCCUGAAAGAGGAGAACAGCAAGCUGACGGAGGAGUAUGGCUUCUGUGAGCUGGACGGUCACCGGGAGAAGAUCGGGAACUUCCGUGUGGAGCCUCCAGGGCUGUUCCGUGGCCGGGGAGAACACCCCAAGAUGGGCAAGCUGAAGAAGAGGAUCCAGCCAGAGGAAAUCACCAUCAACUGCAGCAAAGGCUCCAAUAUUCCGGUGGCCCCAAAGGGCCACAGGUGGAGGAAGGUGCAGCAUGACAACACAGUGACCUGGCUAGCCUCCUGGGUGGAGAACGUCCAGGGAAACUUCAAGUACGUCAUGCUCAACCCCAGCUCCAAACUCAAGGGGGAGAAGGACUGGCAGAAGUAUGAGGUGGCUCGUAAACUCAAGCUUAAGGUGGAGACCAUCAGGAGGCUGUACCGUGAGGACUGGAAGAACCGAGAGAUGAAGACCAGACAGAGAGGAGUGGCUCUCUACUUCAUCGACAAGCUGGCCCUGCGAGCGGGGAAUGAGAAGGAGGAGAGUGAGACAGCGGACACGGUGGGCUGCUGCUCUCUGAGAGUGGAACACAUCACCCUGCACCAGGAGAAGGGGGGCCAGGAGUUCAUGGUGGAGUUUGACUUCCUGGGGAAAGACUCUAUUCGCUAUUAUAACGAGGUGCCUGUGGAAGGCAGGGUUUUCAAGAACCUGAAGCUGUUCAUGGAAAACAAGGAUCCUGAGGAUGACCUGUUUGAUAGAAUAAAUACUACCUACUUGAACAAGCACUUGAACCAGUCCAUGCCGGGGUUGACUGCUAAAGUGUUCCGAACCUUCAACGCCUCCACCACCCUGCAAGAACAGCUCAACAAGCUCACCACGGCUGAUAUGAGUCUGGAGGAGAAGCUGCUGUCCUAUAACCGAGCCAACAGAGCUGUGGCCAUUCUCUGUAACCACCAGAGGGCAGCACCCAAAUCAUUUGAGAAAUCCAUGCAAAACUUGCAGGACAAGGUUGCGCAGAAGCAGGAACAGUUAGAUGUGGCCAGGAAGGAGCUGAAAGAUGCCAAAAAAGAGCACAAGAGGGGCGGAACUGAGAGGACCAGGAAGCUUGUUGAGAAGAAGGAGGCUGUGGUGAAGAGGCUGGAGGAACAGCUGAAGAAACUCCAGCUGCAGAUGACUGACAGGGAGGAGAACAAGGUCAUCGCUCUGGGCACAUCCAAACUCAACUACCUGGACCCCAGGAUAUCAGUGGCCUGGUGUAGGAAAUUCAAUGUGCCAAUCGAGAAGAUUUACAACAAAACCCAAAGAGACAAGUUUGCUUGGGCUAUUGAUAUGACUGAAGAAGAUUUUCAGUUUUGAGCUGUGUCGCCCUGUCAGCAAGACAGAUUUUGCGUUGUUUCCUUUCCUCUGUUACUUAUUUUUAUGUUCCCUUUAUAAUUUCAACUACUUAGGUCUUUAUUUGUUGUUGGUUACUAGCAGUGUUUGUUUUCUGACUUGACAACGCGCACAUCAGUGAGAAUUAAUCAGUUAUAAUAGACGAGGAACAUUUUGUGUUUAAGAUUUGUUUCUUUUGUUAACAAUUGUAAAUGUGUGAAAUAAAAUACCUUUUCAUUGA